UAACCUUUUUAGUAUCAGACUGAUAUAAUUUUAUUAAAUGCAUAAAUUUAAAAUAAUAUUACUGUCAAGAUUAUAUGUAUCUUGUUCUAUAUAUUCCCAUGUUAUCUUACACCAUCUGUAGGCUAACAGUAGAACCAAUAACAACUCAUCUGGUGAAUUGGGAUUUGGUUAUACAUGUAUUAAAUAACAAGACAUUAGCAUACAACAUGUCACCACUUGCCAUUUGUUACAGAGACCAAACUCCGAACACCGACUGCAAGAUGCUGAACCUCAUCCACAAAAAAGUGGGCGAUUAUAACAAUUAACAAUGCCAAUAUGUCACUACUUGUGGUGGCGACAUAAAAACAGAAUUCAGAUAUAAUUGAUAAUUAAAUAUAGAUUUCAUUGGUCUAAAACCAGACAGCAUCUAAGCUUUGCUUAAUGUUAUGUUCAUUAUCUCUCCGAUGUUUUGUUACAACAGCAGAUUCUCCAGCCUUUCGUAUUCUUCUCUCAAACUUCUUUUUCUGCUGUUGUUUAAUCUGUCCUUUCACUUUACGUUUCACCAGAUCUGGGGCCAUUAUUGUACUGGCAGAUGUACUCAGGCUAUCUGAUGCUCGUGUCCUACUGGCUUUAGCCGCCUCAAUGAAAUGCCAGUUUUCAUGUUGUAAAGUAUCUUCAUUUCUAAAUGGUUUGUAUUCAGUGUUCAAUUCAUGUAUAUUCUCUAGUUCAGGAAGCUCAUCACCAGAGUCUUCAAUUUCAUCUUCUAAAGGCUUUGAUGUCCCUGCAGCUUCAAGCUCUUUAUCAUUGGUCACAUUAACAUCUUUAGAUGCAUCUAUUAUGUUUUUUUCAUUUCCAGUAUCCCUUGCACUGUCAUUAUCAAUUUUCUCUAUUGCAGUAUCAUGUGCUAAGGUUAAUGGCGUUGUAUUUGCCUCUUGUGAGGGACAACCUGUGGGGGAUGUCAGGGUUAAUUGGGCUAUAUUUGCCUCAGUGUCAGACAGGCUUUCAGGAGCAUUGAGUACUUCAUUUUCUUCAUUAUCACUGUCUUCUGCACCGUCAGAAUCCUCAGGGCCAUUCAGUAGUCCAAUUUCAUCUGCCACCUGAAAAAAGUUCAAUUAGAAAUACCUACUCUUUUCUAGAUAAACAGAUAAAAUCAUCAUCAUUUUAUUAUUGAAGGAAUCCAUGACAUCUAUACACUAAGAUGAAAAAACAAUUAGGCAUGUUAGUGAUGCAGCUUGCCAGAAAAAUGCCACUAGAGUAGAAAGUGUAAAAACGCCACUGUGAUCAAGUGUCACUCACAAAAUGAGGGAAGAUUGA
Messenger RNA from Owenia fusiformis, 1293 nucleotides. Lineage: Eukaryota; Metazoa; Annelida; Polychaeta; Sabellida; Oweniidae. The record is from the annotation of a GenBank genome assembly.